AUGGGUAGUAAUGUAAUACGCCGCGCAAAUGAACCCCAGAGACGCUAUGUGAUCAACAACAUUCUCACCGUGACCUACGGAUCUCCGAGAAAAAGACAACUUCCCACAGAUCCUGGGACCGGAUCAGACAGUGCUCAGACGGUAUCGGGUAUCGAUCCUUUUGCAACGCCAACAAGACAAGGGACAGAAGAUGGAUCGGUGCCGGCAGUCGGUGUUGGAGGAGAUAACAGCAGCUUGCUGAGCCUCUUGACCCAAACGCCAGUUGAGAGCUCGACCGCUGCGGCGACGGCGGCGACGGCGGCAGCGGCCGCCGCAACAGAUAGCUCUGAAGCGGAUAACACUACAGCUGCAUCUGUUGGUGAAGACACAGACACUGCGUCCGGAGCACCUGGAUCUGGAACUGCCAUCGAACCCAAUGCCGCUCAAACCGAAGCCCAGCCACAACCCACCUCCACCACGACUGUCCAAGUUCAGACCACGGUAUUCGAGACGGUGAAUGUCACUGCUGAUACGACUGCUCCCGCAUCAGAUCCAGUCACCAUUGGAGCUGCAGCAGCAUCGACAACAGCUCCCACAGAAGCUUCAGCGACACCAGCCGCAAGUAACGGACAACCGGACGAGCAACAACCUACCGCGGCGGUGACUGUUGUCUUUGUAACCGCGGAACCCACGUUCACCGGCCCUAUUGGCGGAUACUCAACCCUCGAUCCCGGCGCGAACGGCAACGCUGCUACCGCAGUCACUGCAGCUGGAGUGGCGACGGAGACGGAGACAGUGUCAGCAGCGGGCUCAACGACCGUCGAUGCCGCCACGUCCGCUGUAUCUGAAUCUCCAGCUGCGGCAGCUACUGUGAUAGAAACCGCUUCGGCGGCCGCUGCCGAAGGGUCCCGUUCCUCGCCAGAGGUGGCAGUUGAGCCAACUCCAGCUUCAGCUUCUGUGAGCACAGAGUCUGCCGCGCCGACAUCGCCGCUGAUAUCGACGUCUCCUCCUGCGACAACAAGUCCAGAUGAAGUUGCUGUAGUUCCUGUGACGCCGAGUCCGGCACAGAACAAUCAGGUGACGGUGACGGUGACGGUGACAACGACUCUUACUGCUAUUUAA
Rhinocladiella mackenziei CBS 650.93 is the source of this 1101-nucleotide messenger RNA. RefSeq lists its product as uncharacterized. The transcript has a single exon. NCBI's taxonomy places the organism in Eukaryota, Fungi, Ascomycota, Eurotiomycetes, Chaetothyriales, Herpotrichiellaceae. Bases 1 to 1101 code for a protein of 366 amino acids. The record is from RefSeq and is a predicted model, not a curated record.